This is a messenger RNA of Branchiostoma belcheri (Belcher's lancelet), 927 nucleotides long. Its product is annotated as C-type lectin domain family 3 member A-like. Bases 1 to 927 code for a protein of 308 amino acids. NCBI's taxonomy places the organism in Eukaryota, Metazoa, Chordata, Leptocardii, Amphioxiformes, Branchiostomatidae. The record is from RefSeq and is a predicted model, not a curated record. The transcript has 6 exons.
AUGGAAGGCGUCUACAAGGAGGCCUGCAACGUCAGCAGUUCCUACAACGAGGAUGCCAGCAAUGACUACGAAGAGGCCUGCACGGUCUCUCCGUCGAGGGUUUCAACUACAAAGAGGGCCGCUGGCCUGAACCUCGCCUCAGACUCAGCAAAAGAACCAGGUUCGUCUGGGUCUCUGUCUAAGCGCCAAGCCACCGACCCCGGAACUGCCUCUGCUGAGACCGCUGGGUACAUCCCAGGGGUCGGUCUGAGGAGCCCUGCUAUGAAGAUGUCUGACCUGAGGUUGACCGUCCGAAAGCUUGACCAGGAGACAAAGCGCGAUCUGAAAGACCUGAAGCUGUCGGUCAGCAAGCUGGACACGAAGGCAGGCCAAAAGGAGAAGAAACUGCAACGUCUGGAGAAGCUGGAGGACAACAUGAAGAAUAAACAAGACAAACCGGAGAAAGAGCGCGCUCCGAUACGCCUACCAGCGACCUGUCCUGACGGUUACAAGAAGUACCAUGAAAUCUGCUACAAAGCCUUUCAAGCCUUGAAGACCUUCUCCAAAUCGGCCGAGACCUGUCGGGCUGACGGAGGCACCCUCGCCAUGCCCCGCGACGCCGGUAUCCACGACUUCCUCGUCUCCCUGAUGAAACAGCUACUACCGCUAUUCGAUUAUUGGAUCGGCUUACAUGAUGAGCGACAGGAAGGCAAGUGGGAGUGGAUAGACGGCACCGCUCUGGGGACAGGCUAUAACCGCUGGAAGAACGGUCAACCCAACAACCAUGGGGGGAAUCAGGACUGCGCUUUGUACUGGGGAUCGGGCAGGUCUCCCUCGUCGGUCUUUUGCUGCUCCAGGCAAGUAACCGGGCGCCCACAUAUGAGGGAAGCGGCCCCGGCUACAGUCGUGAAACGUGGGUUCCGACAUCCGGGUGUGAAGACGACUUAG